CGCUUGGAGCCGCAGCGCUGACCUGGAGGAGCCUGGAGCCCCGCGCUCUGCCCGCCUUUCCCUUUUCCGCAGCGCGCACCCGGUACAGCUGCGCUGGACACUCACUGCCCUGGAAGCGAGUCUCUCGCAGUUAUGGAGAAAACCCGUACAGAUGCAUUUCCCAUUACAAUGGAUUCUUUGGAAAGGAAAGAGACAAUAUGUAUUUUUGGAACUGGAGAUUUUGGAAGAUCGCUGGGAUUUAAAAUGCUGCAGUGUGGUUAUUCUAUCGUUUUUGGAAGCCGAACCCCCCGGAUGUCCAGCCUGCUGCCCAAUGGCGCAGAUGUCUUGAGCUAUUCAGAAGCUGCCCAGAAGUCUGACAUCAUAAUCAUAACAGUCCACAGAGAGCAUUAUAAUUUUCUCACAGAACUAACUGAGGUUCUUCAUGGAAAAAUAUUAGUAGACGUCAGCAACAACCGCAAAGUCAAUCAGUAUCCAGAAUCCAACGCAGAGUACCUUGCUCAGCUGGUACCAGGAGCCCACGUGGUAAAAGCUUUUAACACCAUAUCAGCCUGGGCUCUCCAGUCAGGAGCCCUGGAUGCAAGUCGGCAGGUGUUUGUCUGCGGAAAUGACAGAAAAGCCAAGCAAAGAGUGAUGGAUAUUGUUCGUGGCCUUGGACUUACUCCCUUGGAUAAAGGAUCGCUCAUGGCAGCCAGUGAAAUAGAAAACUACCCCCUACAAUUAUUUCCCAUGUGGAGGUUUCCCUUCUAUUUGUCUGCAGCCCUGUGUAUCUUCUUCUUUCUCUACUGUGUCAUAAGAGACGUAAUCUAUCCUUAUGUUAACAAAAAUGAAGAUAGUACAUUUCGCCUGGCUAUUUCCAUCCCGAAUCGUGUCUUUCCAAUAACAGCGCUUACACUGCUGGCUUUGGUCUACCUACCUGGUGUUAUUGCUGCCAUUCUGCAGCUGUACCGAGGUACAAAAUACCGCCGAUUCCCAGACUGGCUUGAUCAUUGGAUGCUUUGCAGAAAACAGCUUGGCUUGAUGGCUCUGGGAUUUGCCUGCCUUCAUGUCCUCUACGCACUGGUGAUUCCUAUUCGUUUUUAUGUACGAUGGAGGAUAAGAAACCUGACCGUUACCCAGGCAAUACUCAAGAAAGAAGAUCCAUUUAGUACGUCUUCAGCCUGGCUCAGUGAUUCAUAUGUGGCUUUGGGAAUCCUCGGAUUUUUUCUGUUUGUACUCUUGGGAAUCACUUCCUUACCAUCAGUUAGCAAUACGGUCAACUGGAGAGAGUUUCGAUUCAUCCAGUCCAAACUGGGUUAUUUGACCCUGAUCUUGUGCACAGCCCACACCCUGGUGUACGGUGGGAAAAGGUUCCUCAGCCCUUCAAUUCUCAGAUGGUAUCUUCCUGCAGCCUACAUAUUAGCACUCAUCAUUCCCUGCACAGUGCUGGUAAUCAAAUUUAUCCUCAUUAUGCCAUGCAUAGACAAGACCCUCACACGGAUCCGCCAGGGUUGGGAAAGGAACUCAAAACACUCAAAAUCAGCACUGAAUGCAAAGUCAGACAUUUGAAGCAGAGUUCCAUUUACUCAGACUUAUGAACUACAGUAUUGAAUGUUUAGAGAAGAACAUGCACGGUUGAGAAAACCCUUUUCUCUCACUAUGCCCUGAAGUUUAUGAACACAGAAGAAAAUGUUGCCUGACUUUGAGAAACUGGCAGAUGAGAAGAGAAACUAUUUUAUCUCAGAUUAGUGAUGAAUAAACACAGGUGGCUGCCCCUUCAUUUCCCAGAGUUCACAGGACUGAGAUUGGGAUUCAUUUUGUGGGGUUCACACUAAGAAGUUUCUUUGAUGUGGGCAACAUGCAUGACAUAAUGUCUUGCAAAAUCCAGGAGAAGUACAUGCAACUUCCUUCUCUGUUUCAAGGACUAAGUUACAUAAAAGAGAAAACAGUAUGACUGUGGCUGCCGAUGAGUAUUUUUUGGUAUGUCAGAAGAGGAAAGUCAAAUGACGUAAAAGAAAUGAGAUUUGUUGUUUGUUUUUUGCAAGUAAAGCCAAUUAUAAACAUUGCCAUAGUGAAUUUUGUAGUUAAAUGUGCCCCUUGAUUUUGCUCUUAUCAAUAUGAAUGUCUACUGUGGGGAACUGUUUUAACACAAAAGCAUCACAAUUGAUUAGAGGUAACUUCGGAUACAUGCAAAUCUACAAAGUUGUUAUAAAAUCCUUUCUUUAUAAGGAACAUAUAGGAAAGACUGAGUGAAAAUGGAAGAAUAUCCAUCUGGAUUUUUCUCAGUGUCCAAUAAGCAAGGAAGCAUUGAUGAAAAGUCUUUGCACCAAAAAAAGUUCUAAGAAACUAGAAUUUUAAAUAGCAAGGUAAAUAAAUACAUAUUAUAAAGUUGCAUUAUAUUAGGCUUGGUAUUUAGGUAUUGCAUGUUUUGUAAAUUUUCAAAUAUUGUUCAGUUUUAGUCAUCUAAGAAAUUACUUGUAGAGGAACGAGCAUCAAUGGUCUAUUAUGGUUUUACAUAGUAAAAUUAAAUAAGGUAUCUGAAGGUAUAAUUUGAGCAAUGUAGAGAUGAAAGAGAAUGAUGAAAAUUCUCAGGGCAGAGAGGUAUGAGCAGAAGAUGCUAUUUGAGAUUUGUUUCUUUCUCACAUCGUCGCUAUGAAGUAGCAUGCUUCUCACCAUGUUCCUGUGCUGAUAGUGUCAAGAUGACCUUCAAUGGGAUUAGCUUUCUAGCUCGAGCAUGGAACUAAAAGAAGCCUGUGCACCAUCUUUCCCACCUACCGAAAUAACUAAAAGGCAUUGGCUUUGACAUUUUUCUGCCUGCUCUGUAAAGGCCAUUUUUUUUCUUUCUUUUCUUUUUUCUACUUUCAUUAUAACAUUAUACAUGACUUUAUACAAAAUGAUUAAAACAUCAUUCACACUCUAUGGUACCUUUCUAGAAAGCUUUUUAUAAAUAAUUUCAUCUAUACUGUGUUUUCAAUUUGAUAUCCUUUGUUUUUCACUUGAUAUAUUAUAGGCUUUGUUCUCUUACAUGGUAUAUGUAUUUAUUGGCUGCAUAUGAUUACAUCAAAUAGGCAUUUAUUUAACCACUGUCCUAUAAUAGGCUGUGUCCAUUUCAUACUAAAACAAAUAACAUUUCAGAGAAUAUCUUUUGCACUAACAACAUUUUUCUAUAUUUUAAUUAUUUCCAAAAAUUAGGAUUACAAAAUUUAAGAACUUUCACUAGCAUUUUCUAUAUAUUGCCAGGUUAUUUCUAAAGUGACUUUAAUGAUAUUAGUAGCACUCAAUUAAGGCUUUGGUUUCAUCACACCACUGUAGAUUUUGUUUUGUUACUUAAAGUUUCAUUUACUUAUAAAGGGUAUAAAGACACAUAGAACAUAUGCUUAUUUAUCUAUCCUUGAUCUACCCAAGCAAGGAUUAAGAAAGCUGGAAAAGCUUCAGUGGAAAAAUGUCACUACUCAUCCCUGUUAUGCACCACAGUCAAGUGUGCUGGGCCUGGAAUCUGCUCUUUCACUAGAGAGUUGGUCAAUUAAAAUGUAAAUACCAUCCAGGCUGGUUUAGAGAAGUCUUUGGAGUUAGCCAUGCUCCUUUUUGAUAAAAGAGUAAUGUAAUAUGUUUACAUUGGUCAUGGCACAUCACUAAGAAUAAAACAUGUCACUCCUAGGUUAAAUACUUAUGUGUAGUAAGAACAAACUCUACUGUCACAGCUUAGUGGAGAUGCUCUAUCUGUAUACCUAAUGAAAGCCAUCUGUCACCUUAGCCUGUGAUCCUAGUUAGCCAGGAGGCCCACAACAUGGUAAAACUCACGAAUAUCUCUCAUGCACAUGCCUUCAAAAACAUAAAAUAAAAUAAAUGAAAGACAUUCAUCAAGGCUGAAGUUAAAGAGUACCCUGGUGGUUUGGGCCUAAUAGCUGCAUUGCCAGGCCUAACUUUUGGUUGGUUGUCAAACUCCAACCACAAGAGCUCUAAGUAUAACCAGCUGACCAAAGAAAACCAAUGUUCUUCCAUACUUUCCAACACGCCUCCC
Tupaia belangeri chinensis (Chinese tree shrew) is the source of this 3997-nucleotide messenger RNA. It is a transcript of the gene STEAP4, whose product is annotated as STEAP4 metalloreductase. The transcript has 5 exons. Bases 133 to 1545 code for a protein of 470 amino acids. Lineage: Eukaryota; Metazoa; Chordata; Mammalia; Scandentia; Tupaiidae. Gene Ontology annotation, biological process: copper ion import. Gene Ontology annotation, molecular function: ferric-chelate reductase (NADPH) activity; cupric reductase (NADH) activity. Gene Ontology annotation, cellular component: endosome; plasma membrane. The record is from RefSeq and is a predicted model, not a curated record.